Messenger RNA from Protopterus annectens (West African lungfish), 2279 nucleotides. RefSeq names its product MAGUK p55 scaffold protein 1 (gene MPP1). Gene Ontology annotation, cellular component: plasma membrane; cell-cell junction. The record is from RefSeq and is a predicted model, not a curated record. Bases 306 to 1733 code for a protein of 475 amino acids. Gene Ontology annotation, molecular function: signaling receptor binding. Lineage: Eukaryota; Metazoa; Chordata; Ceratodontiformes; Protopteridae. The transcript has 13 exons.
ACUGGCCGGGCUGCACUGAAUAAGCACACAGGACCUGAAGAAGCUGGUUUUACAUGGAGCUCCCUCCCCCACACAAAGCUGUCAGCCGACACAAGCCUUGUUUACUUGCUCUGUCAGCUGUAUCAAGCUGGAUUUCCUUUGUGUAAAAAACAACUCCGUCUUGCUCUUUGGCUUCUGUGUUUUUUUUCUCCCUGGACUUUUGACUGUAAGGCUCUUCCUGGGAAUUUAGGUGUUCCUCGUGGCUGUUUUCCUUCCUUUCCAUUUCUGUAUCCCUGAGUGACACAGCUCCCAGGACCAUCUUUAUCAUGACACUAAAUUCAAAUCGAAAUGAGCCAGCUGCUAUGUUUGAGAGUGUCAACAGCCUGCGGACGGUGCUGUCGGACCUGUACCUGGAGCAACUCCUUCAGAAAAGCAAGCCUGACAAAUUACAGACUAACGCAGUGAGGCAGAGUGUUAUCGCAGAAGAUAUUUACACUAAUGGGGUGCCAGCCCAGGGGUAUCCAGAUACAGAAAGGAAUGUCAGGGAGGUUACAAAAGUGCGGCUCAUCCAGUUUGAGAAGACAAGCGAUGAGCCAAUGGGAAUCACACUGAAGCGGAAUGAAAAAGACUGUUGUAUGGUAGCCCGGAUUCUCCACGGAGGAAUGAUUCACAGGCAAGGUUCACUACACGUGGGAGAUGAAAUCACAGAAAUUAAUGGGACAAGUGUGGCUAACCACUCCAUAGACCAGCUCCAAAAAAUGUUGAAAGAAUCCAAAGGAACCAUUGCACUGAAAGUCAUCCCCAAGCAACUGAGCCGGCCACCAGCAAUUGAGAUGUACAUGAGAGCUCAGUUUGAUUAUGACCCAAAGAAGGAUGACCUGACUCCAUGCAAGGAAGCUGGGCUUAAAUUCCAAACUGGUGACAUAAUUCGAAUUAUUAACAAGGAGGAUCCCAACUGGUGGCAAGGUGUCAUUGUAGGAUCACAGUCUGAGGCAGCAGAGUUGCUACCAUCUCCUGAGCUCCAAGAAUGGCGUCUGGCCAGUAAAAGCCCAUCAAAUCAGUCUUCAAAUCCCAGCUGCAGUCCUUUUGCCAAAAAGAAGAAGUGCAAAGACAAGUAUCUUGCUAAACACAGCUCAGUUUUUGAUCAGCUGGAUGUGAUUUCAUAUGAAGAAGUGGUGAAAAUCCCUGGUUUCCAUAGGAAAACCUUAGUGCUGAUAGGAGCCAAAGGGGUAGGAAGAAGCCACAUUAAAAGUGUACUGCUUACAAAAUAUCCAGAGACAUUUGAGGCACCUGUACCAUACACCAGUAGGCCUCAGAAGAAAGAUGAAGAGGAUGGUAAAGAUUAUUACUUUAUUUCCAGUGAUGACAUGAGUAAAUGCAUCAGUGCCAACCAGUUCCUCGAGUUCGGUAGCUUCCAGGGGCACAUGUUUGGCACCAAGUUUGAGAGUGUCCACACAAUCCAUCAAAAGGGAAGGAUUGCACUCCUUGAUAUUGAGCCACAGACCGUGAAACUCAUCAGAACUGCAGAGCUGUCUCCCCUCAUUGUCUUUGUAGCACCAACUGACAAAGCAGAACAGAUUGAUGCUUUGCAACAAAUUAAGAAGGAUUCUGAAGCCAUUUACACUUCAUAUGCUCACUACUUUGACCUCAAAAUUGUCAACAACGAUGUUACGGAAAGUGUGAAGGGACUGCAAGAAGCCAUCAAGGAGGCAUCCUCUAGUCCCCAGUGGAUCCCUGUGUCUUGGGUGUACUAACCUUUCUUGUAGUGACAGUGCUGUUACAGCACUACUCCUAAGAGCCAUAACCAAUUAUAAAUGAAGAGUACUGGGACACAGCCAAAUACAAGAACUGUGAACAAAUGGAGCAGUUCUGCAAAGAUACACAGAUGAAACGGCACUGAUUUCCAUACAGUGUUUACAUGAAAUUCAUAGUGUCAUGUCUGUUACCCUCCUAUUCAACUGUAUGAGGAACACAUAUUUCCUUUAAUUAAAGGUUACAGUCAUGUUGAUAGUAUUAAGUCAGAACCCUACAACUAGGAUUUUCAUGUUUGCUGACACUCCACUUGUUUGGUUCCACGUAAGGGCAGCAAUGCUGCAACAUGUUUCAAAAUAUGUUUACAGAAACGUGUAAGGCUUAUGCAAAUACCUCUUAAACUUUAAUAUUUCUUCAUACAGAUAGUAACCAUUCAAGGUUGCUUCCCUUAUUAAUCAAUAUCCUCGUAUUGAAUUUAUGGUUACUGUGCCAAAUUCCCUGUGGUUUGUUUUGAAAAUCUUGUACUUAAUAAAAAUUUUUAAAUUGCA